CGAAAGAGGGCGCUCUGUCGUUUGAAUUACUCGUGCAACGCAACCUGUUUUCUGCCAAAAUCUCUUGAAUUCCUGCUUUCUAGAAGCGACCCACCAUGGGUGACAUUAAGACAUUCCUGUACAGUUUCUGUGGUAAAAAGAAAGUGACACCAAAUUAUGAGAUCAAAAACUCUGGCCCAAAACAUCGACAGCGGUUUCUGUGUGAAGUAAGAGUGCCAACCUACAACUAUGUUGGUGUUGGGAACUCCACUGGGAAAAAGGAAGCCCAGUCCAAUGCAGCCAGAGACUUCUUGAUGUAUCUGGUGAGAGUAGGAGAAGUCAGAGAAGUUGACGUGCCUUCCCUAUCUCAGUCCAAACCACCGGAAGACUAUGGAGAUGAAAAGGGGCCUGCUGACUUACCGUCAAGUGUGGCUCAAGCACCUCAUCUUGCCAUUGGAGUUGGAAUGGCACCCCCACAAGGUGAAGGAGGUAGUGAGUCUGGGUUUGGACAGCAACAAUUUGAAGGAGGCGGUGGGAUGCCUUCAUAUCAACGCAACUUCUUCGAUACCAGAGGAGAAAAGAGAAAACUUGAAGAGUCUGAGAGCGUGGAUCUAAACGCAGGUAUCCAUGGUAACUGGACUCUGUCCAAUUCCAAGUCUCGUCUUCACCAGUAUCUUCAAGUCAACCGUCUGCCGGCUGACUACAAGUACUCAUCGGUCGGACAGGAUCAUAACAGGAGCUUUGUUGCAGAAUUAUCCCUGUUCAUCAAGUCAGCUCGUCGUACAAUCCAUGCCAGGGAGCAGGGGUCCAAUAAGAAGACAGCCUCUCUCUCCUGCGCUCUUUCCCUCGUUAGACAACUCUUCCACAUGAGGGAGAUUGAGCCGUUCACUGGAGAGACCAAGAAGCGCAAGAUAGAAAGCCUGGAACCAUACAGUGUGUCUUUAGUGGAUGAGGUUGAAGACAAGUUAACAAACGCAGUCCACGAGCUUGAACUGUUCAUUUUCCCUGAACCUACAAACCCGAAUGAACCAGUGGUGUUGACAUUGGACAAGAACAAGCAGACGUUUGAGAAUCCAGAGGGCCCUCGAGGUGCCUAUGGGGUGUCCUGGUCGCCCCCUCAAGCCAAUUGGAACCCUUGGCUUAACUGUAAUAUCGACGAGGGACCACUCUCUCAUAUGACGUUGGAGCAAGUCAGCGAGGAGAUAUACCAAGACUCCUUGAUGAAGGAGCAGAACUCAAAGUAUCAGAAGAUGCUGGAAGAGCGCAAGUCUUUACCCAUCUUCCAGACCCAGGAUUCUAUCGUGGACGUGAUCACCCGUAACCCGGUGGUCAUCAUUCGUGGGGCUACAGGGUGUGGUAAGACCACCCAGGUACCUCAGUUUAUCCUGGACAGCUACAUCAAAGCAGGAAGGGGUGCCUUCUGCAACAUCAUCGUCACACAGCCUCGUCGAAUCAGUGCAGUGUCCAUCGCGGAGCGUGUUGCUUGUGAGAGAGCUGAAGACCUGGGUUUAAGCUCUGGUUACUCAGUAAGGUUUGACACUAUUAGACCACGCCCACAGGGAGCUCUACUCUUCUGCACUGUGGGCACCCUUCUACGGAAGUUGGAGGCGGGGCUGAGGGGCGUAUCCCAUGUUGUUGUUGAUGAGAUUCACGAGAGAGAUCUUAAUACUGACUUUCUACUGGUGGUCCUAAGAGACAUGCAGCGAGCCUUUCCAGAGCUAAGGGUAAUCCUCAUGUCAGCUACUAUCGACACUACGAUGUUCAGCUGUUACUUCGGUGAUUGCCCCGUUGUAGAAGUAUACGGGCGUGCCCAUCCAGUGCAAGAGUAUUAUCUGGAAGACAUUGUACAGAUGCUGAACUUUGUGCCUGGACCUAAUACAAGGAAGAGCAAGAAUAAAAGCAGAGAUGACGAUGACGAGGAUGAUGCAGAGGAUGAGUUUGCUGAGAAUAUGAACAAGAUGGUUUCUGAUCAGUACUCUGAGCGUACGCGUCGGGCCAUGGCACAGAUGAGCGAAAAGGAAAUGAACUUUGACCUUAUUGAGGCCCUGCUGACUUACAUUAAUAACCUCGGAGUAGAAGGUGCCGUCUUGGUGUUCCUUCCCAGCUGGAAUUGGAUCUUUGCUCUCAUGAGACACUUACAGGAACACCCUAAAUUUGGAUCUCGUAGCUAUUUGAUCCUACCACUUCACUCCCAGGUACCCAGAGAGGACCAGCACAGGGUGUUUGAGUCGGUGCCAAAUGGUGUGACAAAGAUCAUUCUAUCCACCAACAUCGCAGAGACUAGUAUCACCAUCAAUGAUGUAGUGUACGUUAUUGAUAUAUGCAAAUGCAAGACCAAGUUGUUCACAUCCCACAACAACAUGACCAACUACGCUACCAUCUGGGCCUCUAGGAGUAAUCUAGAGCAGAGACGUGGACGUGCUGGCCGUGUACGACCUGGCUUUGCUUUCCAUCUCGUCAGUAGGGCUCGCUUUGAAAAACUUGAGGAGCAUGCCACCCCAGAGAUCUUCCGAACCCCACUCCAUGAGCUUGCCUUGACCAUCAAGCUUCUACGUCUGGGUAACAUUGCUGACUUCCUUGGUAACGCUAUCGAGCCACCUCCAUUGGACUCGGUGGUAGAGGCUGUGGCCGCCCUGAAAGAGAUGCAUGCCUUGGAUGGUGAUGAGGAGCUUACUCCACUAGGGAAGAUCCUCGCUAAGAUGCCCAUGGAACCCAAGCUAGGCAAGAUGAUCAUCUUAGGAUGCUGUUUCUUUGUUGGCGAUGCCAUGACAAUCAUAGCUGCUAGCACUGUGUUCUCUGAGCCUUUCGUUACCCACAUGGGCAAAGUGACCAAUGCACACAAAGCGUAUGGAGGAAUCCGUCGUAGUGACCAGAUCGCUGUACUCGGCUGCUUCCAAGAAUGGGAGCAGGCAUUAUCUAACGGUGGGGAAGAAGCGGCAAUGAAUUACUGCGACAGGAAGCAGCUGCAGAUGACCUCAUUACGUAUGAUCUAUGAAGCCAGGAACCAACUGAAGGACAUUCUGAUCAUGGAAGGAUUUCCAGAGCAUUGCACAGAGCCCGAGUUUUUCAACUUCAACGGUCCUGACGUCAAACUAGAGGUUGUUGUCAGUCUACUGGCCAUGGGUCUAUCCCCCAAUGUAUGCUACCACAAAGAGAAGCGGAAGCUGCUGACCACUGAGAACAAGUCCGCUCUCAUCCACAAGUCCUCGGUCAACUUCAGCAAGUUUGAGCAGACAUUCCCGUCGCCAUUUUUUGUCUUCACCGAGAAGAUACGAACCCGUGCGGUGUCGGCCAAGGGAAUGACCAUGGUGUCUCCGCUACAGCUGCUGCUGUUUGGUGCAAGGGUUGUGGAGAGUUCAGAGGGAAUGAUCAAACUGGACGACUGGGUCCAGCUGGUCAUGCCACACUCCUCAGCAGCUAAGAUCGUUGCGCUUCGUCCAGCCGUAGAAGCCCUCAUCUUCAAUAUGACUGCCAACCCGGAUAAUGUCAUGUCCCCCUCCCCUCAGGACGAGACGCUGAUGAACAUCAUACGCGAGCUCUCCUCACCAAGGGCGGGCUUCUUCGGAGGCAACAAAGAAGAGUCGUUUGAAGAAUCAGGACCCAGUGGUCCAUCCGGCCCGCCCAGAUAUCGGUUCAGCAGACCCCCAGGUUAUGAAGGUGUAGGCAGGGGAGGUCGUGGGGGCAGCAGAGGUGGCUUCAGAGGGGGUUACGGUGGUGGUGGUGGUGGUGGUGGUGGUGGUGGUGGUGGGUUCAGAGGUCGAGGUGGUGGUGGCAGCUUCGGGGGAGGUCGUGGUGGUGGAUUUGGGGGAGGUCGUGGUGGUGGCUUCAGGGGUGGAUACGGGGGAGGGAGUGUUUUCGGAGGAGGGCAAGGUGGUGGUGGAUUUGGGGGAGGUCAGGGUGGUAGUGGAUUUGGGGGAGGUAGGGGGGGUGAUGGAGGGGGUCGUGGGGGAUUCCGAGGAUUCGGGGGGUUCCAAGGCGGGAGAGGAGGCAACUUCAGAGGAGGGAAUCAAGGUGGGGGAGGAUGGUAAAGGAAACUGCCAUGCAAUGAAAGGUUUCUCAUGUUCGUAAAUGGUAAAGUUGGACACAAAGCUUACUUGAAAUAUUGUUACGCUUUCAUUUACCAUUUCAAAAGAAAAUGUUGUUUAUGAAUAUACUUGCUCGACAAAAAAUUUGUACAAAUAGCUUGUUGCGAACAGUUUCCUAACGAAUGUUGACAUCACAAAUUUGCAACAAAUUAUUCGCAGCAGUUCAACUUUGCUUAACUCACUUGCGAAUAUCGCUG
Molecule: messenger RNA, 4261 nt
Organism: Asterias rubens (European starfish)
Lineage: Eukaryota; Metazoa; Echinodermata; Asteroidea; Forcipulatida; Asteriidae
Product: ATP-dependent RNA helicase A protein-like
Exons: 30
Coding region: 96-4007 (1303 amino acids)
Biological process (GO): regulation of mRNA processing; positive regulation of transcription by RNA polymerase II
Cellular component (GO): ribonucleoprotein complex; intracellular anatomical structure; nucleolus
Molecular function (GO): ATP binding; double-stranded RNA binding; 3'-5' DNA helicase activity
Source: RefSeq, a predicted model, not a curated record